Molecule: messenger RNA, 1602 nt
Organism: Gamsiella multidivaricata
Lineage: Eukaryota; Fungi; Mortierellomycota; Mortierellomycetes; Mortierellales; Mortierellaceae
Product: FAD-binding domain-containing protein
Exons: 6
Coding region: 1-1602 (533 amino acids)
Biological process (GO): superoxide anion generation; defense response
Cellular component (GO): NADPH oxidase complex; plasma membrane
Molecular function (GO): superoxide-generating NAD(P)H oxidase activity
Source: RefSeq, a predicted model, not a curated record
AUGGACCGGUUUAUGCUGAAUGAAGGUCGUCGAGUACUCUUCCUCUGCCUCUGGUGCCUGCUCCAACUCCUGAUUUUCUACUUCAGUUUCGAGAUCUACAACCGUUCGACCCGGUACACCCAAGCGCGCAAGACCUUCGGCACAACCCUGGGCAUCGCGCGUGGAUCCGCUGCAGUCAUCAACUUUGAUUGUGGACUCAUCCUGUUCUCGGUCUGUCGGAACCUGAUUUCGUUAUUGCGAUCGACGUUUCUGAAUGAUAUCUUGCCGUUUGAUAAGAACAUCAUGUUCCAUAAGACUGUCGCCUGGUCGAUAGUCGUGUUCUCGGUCGUACAUGUCGUUGGACACUAUGUGAAUUAUUAUCAUCUGGAACAACACGAGCAGCAGCAUCAAGAAGAGCAAGGACAAGCGGGAGCAAGGAGUGCGCAGUACAUGGCUGUGAUGACGGGGCCUGGAGCUACGGGGCAUGCGCUCCUCUUGAUCCUCUUUCUGAUGGUGACAUCCUCCGUUGAGCGCGUCCGCGGAAAGCGCUUCGAAACAUUUUGGUACACACAUCACCUCUUCAUCCUCUUUUUUCUGAUACUCAUGUACCACGGUGCCUUUUGCUUCAUCCGAGCCGAUUCUCCCCCUUACUGCAAGUCCUCCCCGGGAUCCUACAAGUUCGUCCUUGGUUCUUUCUGUGUCUACAUUCUCGAACGCACCGUACGCGAGAUCCGGGCCCGCCAACCUACGACUAUCUCCAAAAUUGUCCUGCAUCCAUCAAAAGUCGUCGAAGUCCAGAUUAAGAAGGAAAGACAGCAGAAUCAACAAGGAGGCGGGGAAUCAUAUUUUCGGGCCAAGGCUGGGCAGUACGUGUUUCUGAACUGUCCGGAUAUCUCGAUGUGGGAGUGGCAUCCAUUCACGAUCACGUCGGCUCCGGAGGAGGAUUAUGUGAGUGUGCAUAUUCGGAUGGUCGGAGAUUGGACAGCGGCGUUCGCAAGGAGAUUGGGGUGUUCGUUUGAUGAUGAGCAGCAGUUCUGGAUCGAGGAAUUGAUGAAUCGGAACAGGGUGUUCGCAACAAGUGUCCUGCAGCCAAGCAUUGAAGCCAUCACCCUCCCACGCGUGCUCCUCGACGGACCUUAUGGUUCUCCUAGCGAAGACGCGUUCAACUACGAGAUCGCCGUCCUGGUCGGUGCGGGUAUCGGCGUAACCCCGUUCGCAAGCGUGCUGAAACAUAUCUGGUACAGCGUCAUGCAGCCGACCAAAAUCAUCACUCUCCGAAAGGUCUACUUCUUCUGGGUCUGCCGCGAUCGCGAUGCAUUCGAAUGGUUCCAAGAUCUACUGAUCGCACUCGAGGAACAGAACAUGUCCGAUUUCCUCGAGAUCCGGUCUUAUCUGACUGGAGAACUUGAAGGACGCGAUCGUGAUGCGAUUACAGGUUUGCGAUCGCCAACGUAUUAUGGUAGGCCCAAUUUUGACAAGAUCUUUGGUGAGCUAGCGCAAGCGCAUCCGAGAGAGCAUGGCCAGGUCGGUGUGUUUUUUUGUGGACCUAAACCACUUGGUAAGACCCUCCACCGCUGCGCGCGCAAGUACAAGUUCAAAUUCCAUAAAGGUAUUUACGAUUGA